Eucalyptus grandis is the source of this 1774-nucleotide messenger RNA. RefSeq names its product abscisic acid 8'-hydroxylase 1. Gene Ontology annotation, molecular function: iron ion binding; heme binding; monooxygenase activity. The record is from RefSeq and is a predicted model, not a curated record. NCBI's taxonomy places the organism in Eukaryota, Viridiplantae, Streptophyta, Magnoliopsida, Myrtales, Myrtaceae. The transcript has 10 exons. Gene Ontology annotation, biological process: brassinosteroid biosynthetic process; sterol metabolic process; multicellular organism development. Bases 285 to 1595 code for a protein of 436 amino acids.
AGAUCUUUAGGUUGAAGAAACAAUGUUAACUGGGCAGUCUCAAGGCCUCGUUGCAUUGUGUCAGCAGAGUACAGAAAAGAAGGGAGAGCAAGCAUGCUUCUUCCUCUGUAUCAUGCCUGGGCUUGCCUUUGCUUCUGCGCCGCCCUCGUUCUUGGCGGCUACGUGCUUGUGAUGAUGUAUGGGUCGGUGGGACGGUCCGGCGGCGGAGAGAUUAUGAGGAGUUCGAGGUUGAUGUCCCUCCCGGAAGUCUAGGACUGCCUCUGAUUGGAGAGACACUUCAGUUUAUGGCUGCCAUCAAAAGUGGCAGAGGAUUUUAUGACUUUGUUGAGAGCCGUCGCCUCCGGUGUGGAAGAUGCUUCAAGACGAACAUCUUUGGAGAGACCCAUGUUUUCGUCUCGACUGCCACAUCGGCCAAGAUGAUCCUAAAUAAUGAUUCGGGGAAAUUCACCAAGAGAUACAUAAGGUCAAUAGCACAGUUAGUGGGCAAUCAAAGCCUACUGUGCGCAUCCCAUCAACAGCACAGGCAUGUCCGCGGACAUCUGAACAACUUUUUCUCCACAUGCUCACUAUCAGCGUUCAUCCAACAAUUUGAUGUACUGAUCGUGAAGUCUCUAGAUGACUGGGAACACAGAGGAACCGUGGUCGUUCUCAAUGAAGCACUCAAGAUCACUUUCAAAAUAAUGUGCAGGAUGUUGCUGAGUCUAGAGAGCGGACGCCAGCUUGAAAUGUUGCAGGAGGACGUCAGUAUAGUUUGCAAAGCUAUGCUCGCGUUCCCGCUAAGGUUACCCAGGACUAGAUUCCAAAGAGGCAUUGAGGCCAGAGAGCGAAUUAUGAGUGCAUUGGAGACUUUGAUUACUCAAAGAAGACUCGCAAGAACUUCUCACGAGGAUUGCCUGAAUUACCUGCUCUCAAAUGACGAUGAAACAGAGUGCAAGAAAGAUCCAAAGCUAACCACUGGAGAGAUAAAAGAUAACAUCUUGACAAUGAUAAUUGCAGGUCAUGAUACGACAGCAAGUGCUAUAACUUGGAUGGUGAAGUUCUUGGGUGAGAACGAAACAGUUUUAGACAAACUAAGAGCUGAACAAGUAUGCUUCGCAAAGAAAAUGUCAGGAAGGCCAUUUCUGAAACUAGAAGACAUUGGCGAGAUGUCGUAUGCUUCCAAGGUCGUCAAGGAAUCCUUGAGGAUGGCAUCUGUGGUGCCGUGGUUUCCAAGGCUGGUGCUUCAGGACUGCAAUAUCGAAGGAUAUAAAAUCAAGAGAGGAUGGAAUGUCAAUGUCAAUGCGAAAUCUGUACAUUUUGAUCCUGCGGUUCAUGACAACCCCUUUGAGUUCAAUCCCUCCAGAUUCGAUGAUGAGUCGAAAUUACCAUACAGCUUCUUAGGUUUCGGCGCUGGGGGAAGGACUUGUCUGGGAAUGAAUAUGGCUAAGGCCAUGAUGCUGGUCUUCCUCCACCGGCUUGUCACCACCUACAAGUGGAGGGUCCUUGACCCCGACUCAACUCUAGAGAAGUGGGCGCUCUUUUCGCGAUUGAAAAACGGCUGUCCUGUGCUCGUGACGCGCCUCGCAGAGGAAACAACCGACGCCUUAGCAGAUUGAAGAGCCCUCAGUCAAGCAGAUCAGUGUUAUCAGUAUUGGAGAAAGCUCCUUUUCCUAGUUUGAUGUUUGGUUUGAAUGCCAAUUAAUAGUUUAAGCUCAGCAUUUUGGUGGGAUGUCAGUACUGCUAGUUCAUGUAAAUGGUGCAUAAACAAUGAAGCAAUCUAUUUGUCAUCAGUUUA